AUGGUUAGUUUUCAUUUCACGAUUGAGGUCAAACUGGUCAAACAAGAAGGCAUGCUGGGCAAUAUUAACUCUCGUGCUAGCGAUGGAGCAACAGCUCUGUAUGAAGCAUCCAAGAAUGGUCAUGAAGAGGUGGUGAAGCUGCUUCUGUCUCAGGGAGCAGAUGUGAACAAAACAACUAAAGCAGGACUAACCCCUCUCCACAUUGCUUCAAAGAAUGGGCAUGCUAGACUUGUGUCCUUACUGAUUCCACUCACAGACAGAGAAGUUGUGCAGCGGAGCUACAUCAGUCCGCUCCACCUGGCAGCAGAGCAUGAUAGAGAUGAGACCUUGGAGAUUCUCAUUCAGGCCGGCUUUGACGUCAACACCCUGCUGUUGCCCGACCACUCCCAGAAGUAUGACGACCGGUGCUGCACGGCCCUCCACUUCACUGUCCGCAGCAGCAACAUAGAUGCAGCCUCCAUGCUGCUGGAGGCUGGUGCUGACCCUAAUGUGGACGCUUUCAACCCCCUUCUGGUAGCCGUGAGACACGGAAAUGCACCGAUGGUUGCUUUGCUGUUGGAGUAUGGUGCCGAUGUGAAUGCCUGCAUGCCAACACACCCCACCACCUUCCCAGGGGCUUUCCUCUUCUGUUUGAAGCAAACGGCCAUGUUCAAGCUCCUGCUGGACAAUGGAUGUGAUGCCAAAGCCUGUUUUUCUUGUGUUCAUGGAAACAACCCACAUCCUCCAAUCAAGAGAAGGAAUCCUACCAGGGAUGGCCUGCUGGAGCUGGAUGAUUGGUCUGAUGAGGCUCGUCAGAGCACAGCUGCACAGUUCUGUGACAUAAUGGCCGAUCCCCUUCACUCCUAUUGGACUGGACCUAUAAUUGACCGUCUCCUAGAUUACACUGGUCCUGUAAAACUGUGUUCCAGAAUCACAGAACUUCUUGAGAGCAACCAGGACUGGGUGCACAUCAAAGAAAAGUCAAAGCCAUCCCUCUGUUUGAUGCAUCUGUGCCGACUGAGGAUCCGCCAGCAGGUGCACCACCAGAGACUGAAGAGGAUGACCACUCUGCCUCUGCCGCGCCCCUCAUCAACAUACAUGGAGGAACUGUUGGGCUAA
This is a messenger RNA of Clupea harengus (Atlantic herring), 1098 nucleotides long. RefSeq names its product ankyrin repeat and SOCS box protein 2-like. The record is from RefSeq and is a predicted model, not a curated record. Gene Ontology annotation, molecular function: protein binding. The coding region runs from base 1 to 1098 and encodes 365 amino acids. The transcript has 6 exons. Lineage: Eukaryota; Metazoa; Chordata; Actinopteri; Clupeiformes; Clupeidae. Gene Ontology annotation, biological process: intracellular signal transduction.